This is a messenger RNA of Pecten maximus, 3626 nucleotides long. Its product is annotated as hemicentin-1-like. Gene Ontology annotation, biological process: cell-cell adhesion. The record is from RefSeq and is a predicted model, not a curated record. The transcript has 7 exons. Gene Ontology annotation, molecular function: cell adhesion molecule binding. Gene Ontology annotation, cellular component: cell-cell junction. NCBI's taxonomy places the organism in Eukaryota, Metazoa, Mollusca, Bivalvia, Pectinida, Pectinidae. The coding region runs from base 259 to 1824 and encodes 521 amino acids.
AACUUCCGGUCAAGUGUUACGGAAAACGUACCACAGUCAAUACUUUGCACCGUCGUUGGUGGCAAUCCAAGACCUAUAGUCAGAUGGUUAAAAAACAACACCAUAGUAUCGGGUACGACGACCACAGAAACUACUGAUGACGCCGGAAACUACGUCACAACGAAUAAAUAUGACUUCAUACCUACUCAAGCGGACAGCUACGCAGUAUACACGUGCCAUUCCCAACACGUCGUGCAAAACUAUUCACAGACCGCCAACAUGGGGCAUGUAAAGGCUUUGCCUUCAAGCAUCUCACUGACCUUACCUUUUGAACCAUUGACCGAUAAUCAUCCGAAAGUAUCAAACUCUCCUAAUUUGUUGGUUGGGAAAUCUUAUGAGUUUAAAGCUGAAGUUGGACGAGCCUGGCCUGGACCGACGAUCGAUUGGAUGGUGGGGAACAUCUUUCCCUCCAAUCACACUUCCAUCACAAGUGAUAACACUGACGGGACAGUUCGUACUGUAUCAAGUAUGUUCUAUGUCCCAACACUUACAGACAAUGGCCAGGACCUGACAUUGCAAGUGUUUCAUCCUCAAACCUCUGAUACACCUAUCGUCCAAACAGCUCCAUUUGUAGUUCACGGCCCGCCAAUUGUCACAAUCAAGCCCGAUUCGACCGAUAUCAUAGUAAACACAGAUUUUCUGGGACGGUGUAAUGUUUCAUCAUCGUUGAAUUCAUACUCUACUAAGUGGUAUAAGGGAAAUACCGAAAUAUCCUCCAGUGCUAACUUCACAAUGACUGGGGAUUUCCUGGCUAUUACAAGUGUCCAGUUUUCUGACGAGGGAGAUUACAGCUGUACUGCUACUAAUGCUGCGGGUACUUCACUACGGAGCAAUGCUGUAGCCAUCAGCGUCAUAUCUGAGGGAGGAGCACCUGCAAUCAGUGGAGCUGUGUCUACCCCAAAGGAGAACGAUAUCUUAAACCUUCGUUGUACGUCAGUCGGCGGUGUACCAACACCGUCUGUCAUCUGGAUGAAGAAUGGUGUUAAUAUGAAUAUUGGUGACACAUCUGUAACAGAGAAUGGGGUGACGACAACAACUAGUGUGUGGACAUAUCAAGUGGCCUAUGCAGAUCGUAAUGCCAAUUUCACCUGCCUCGUCUCCAACAGUGUUGCAAACAUAACCAGAACAAGAAUCUUCACUGCCGUAUAUAUUCCACCGACUACUGUUGCAAAUCCGAUAAGAGGUCCCACCACAACAGUGGCAGGAGAAGUAACUACGUUCUCCAUCAACUUUGCGAGAGUCAGUCCUGCACCUAUUGUUUCAUGGUCGAUAGGAGGAUUGCAGUUCCCCAGCAACGUGCCGACAAUUAUCACAGUUCCCACUGCUGAAGGAGCACUGAAUGCCACGGCAAGCAUCACUUUCACACAAUUGGCGAGCUACAAUGAUAAAGCGCUUGUUGCUUCAGUUAACCAUGUGCAGUCUGAACCAGUGUUCGACUUAUCAGCUACUCUCACUGUGAAAUCCCAACCUUCUCAGCCUGUUAUUGACGGCCUUCCAUUAACACGGAUCGGCGUAGUUGGCGACACUUAUCAGCUUGAAUGUACGACAAUUGGAGGAUUUCCUGUUCCAACACUGGGGUGGUUUAGGAACGGACAACCAAUUCUAACCUCGCCAAGCACAGAUUUCAAUGCGGAUCCAAUCGUCACUACCGCUACCUACAACAUGGCAGUGACAUUGUCGGAAAAAAACGCUGUGUUCAGAUGUACAGCAUAUAAUGAAAUCAACACGCUGAAUACAAGCGUUAGCCUGACAGACGUGUAUGGUAUGACUGUAACCUGUAUAUAACAAUGUUAAUUAUAUGAUGCAAAUAUGAUAUUUUUCUCGUGAUUCUUCUUUAUUUAAAAGACAUCAAUCUUAAUAUUUUUUUCUUUCUGGCAUUGGAUCGUAAAAUGUUGAGAUAAUAAUAUAAUAACAUUCUUGACCUGAAUUUCAAAAACGAUUAUCGUUCUUUUAAGUUGCAUUUACAUCAACUACCUUGGAAAAACCUGAUGUUGGAACAUUUUGUUCUAUUCCGGCCGACUAGGAUAAGUUAAAUAAUUAUGUUGGUUUCGAACUGAAUAACUUUGGACCCACUGGUCUGACAAAGUAUAAGCAAAAUACUUUAAUAUUAGCAUUUAUAUCUCUAAUCUGUACAGUACAGCUGUGUACUGCGAUUUAAUAUUUUUUAGCAAAACUGUAUCUAAACUAUAAUUUGUGUGUUAAAGGUGCUAAUAGUUUGUGCGUCGGUUGCAUAAUUCUUCAUUUGUUAUUAUCGAGGAAAAAUCACAUUUACAGUAUUUCCAUGUGUGACCACAUAUAUCAAUAUCAAUAAAUUACUCAUUGACAAUUGCUUAACUCUGAACGAAUUAAUACUGACAUAUUAACUGAAAAAGAAACUUCGAAUGACAUUUAGCAGAGUUCAACAGCUUUAGAUAUUAGGAUUAGAUAUAAUAUGCUUUCGCUACCAAGCAAUAAUAUUUCUCAAAGAACAUCUUAAAAGAUCAAUAUUUUAUAACAUAUGAUAUAUGUUUUACCUACGUUCGAACAAAGUGUUCACUCUAGGCAAAUAGUCCUUGUCAUAUACAAUGUUAGCGUUUAUUCAGUAUGUAAAUACUAAAGUUCAGUUAAAGAAUUAAUCUUUCUUUUAAAUCGGGAAGGUGAGGCAACUUAUUUUUACAAUAGUUUUAUUAUCAAUGUUGUUGAUAUUUUUAAAAUACAUGUAACUUACGUUAGGCUGCUGUGUCCGUGUCCAGACUCUAUAAAUGCUUUGUAAAAUGAAAACAAAAUAAUUUUAAAAUAAUGGAAUUAGUAGUCAUCAUAUUGGUACCUCUAGAAAAUUAUUUGCUUUCAUUUCAAGUACCUGCUACUAGAAUUACUAUAGGAAGGCAUGUGCUAUCAAGGUCAAAUUUGAUUCGAUAUAAAAAAAAGUUACAAUAGGUAGGCUUUUAACUGCAACUUUGUUAUAAAUAAAAAGCUAGAAACACGUGAAUAUUUCCUCAUGGUUUAUCAGAAAGCAGGUAAAAAGAACAAUAUCAUAGUGUGAAAACUGUGUAUUUUUACUUUUUUAUAAUUUGCUUUGUUUAUUAAUUCUUUGUUUUGUUUUGUUUCAGAUUAUGUAUUUGAUUUUAUUGCGAUAUAAUUGUAUUUGCUUUAAUUUUAUACAUGAAAUUAGUUGUCAGAGAGGUUGAAUGCUUUUGUUGUAUCUGUAUUUUUAGUUUAAAUUAAUUAUUUCAUUGUUAAUACUACUUAUCAGCUUGAUGUUGAUUUUAUAAAUAACAAAGGGCUUUUCCUCUACAUACAAAAAUGACUUGGAAAGACUUUAUAUUUUGCACUUUAUUAGCUCUUUAGGCGCAAAAUGUAAAGCCUUCCAUUGUCGAUACCAAUUUUUUUUCUAUAAACAGUAAUACCCUUUAUUUAAUUCAUUAUUCAGUUAUAUUGCAUAAUACAAAAACUCUUUUAUUCUUCUAGAAUGGUUUUAUCCCGCAAUACACAAACCACUUAAUAAGCCCUGAUUGUAUGUGCUUAUUUCCGUAGAUGUUAUUUACAUAGCUAUAUAUAUAUUACCCAGUAGAUCAAUUUGUUAUUUUAACCUUUCAUGUACAUUUGUA